GAUGAGCACGGAAUGCGGAACCUUCGGGCAGUGGGCACUCGCUACAUGGGAGGAAAGAAACAAUGCCGUUGAAACACAAGAAAUUGAACCUAGGGGCGUCAGGACUCAGGAAGAAAGCGCAAGAACAGAGAAAGCGAAAAGAACAAGAUCAAGAUUUUUUGUUGAAGAAUCAAUUACCAAAGUCUGUACCUUAACUCUGUUUCUAUAUCGAGUAGCUUCAAGCUUCAUGAGAGGUAAGAGAGGAACAGCAUCGGCAACUCUCUUUCCUCGUCAGCCAACCAAGAUCCUUUUCGACUAAGGUUCACUUAGCCACUGUAAAAAGAAAAAAAGAAGGGUGUUUGAUACCGAUCAUCUUGCCCAUUCACAUAUAAGAAAUAAAAUACUUAGUUUCCUUCCCGCCUACCCUGUGAAUGGUUUCACUAUCAUGUCAGCGAAGGAAGAGAGCCCUGUAGCUCGGAAUGAUGUGCUUCACCUUCGAGGAAUUCUUGAAUCCUUCUUUAAUUUUACUGAAGCUGAAGAUUUUCACCAAUAUGAAAAUACAAUCUCUGAGCUUGUCAAGCUCCUGGAUUCCGUAUUAGAUGCUGCUCUAUCUUAUCCAGACAAUGAACAGGAAGAGAGCAAUGCAUUUGAAGUUGUCUCUGAGAUCUAUCGACAUAUCUGUUCUCCUUCACUUGAUCAGGCACUUGUAGAUGCGCUGUCAUUUGAAUUGCCAAAGGCUGUUUCAAAGUUUGCAGCUGUAUCACUGAGAUUAUCGGACAUGGCUAUUAGCAUAAUUAAUCAGCUUAUAGUGGUGUGUGGUCCAAGAGACAUGCUUCCAAUUCUUUGCAAUGCAUUAGGCUACUCGAGUAAGAUGGUCCGAGCGUCUGCUUAUGUUGUUCCUCCUUUUAGUGGGCUCUCGAAAGUUUUCACAUCUAUUCAGAGGCGUCAGUUUGAACAAAUAAAAGAAGCCAUUCCUAUCAUUCUUAAUGUUUUGAAGAAUAUGUCUUUACAGACAGAUGAUGCAGAACUUGAGGGUGUAUUUGGCAAAGCUGUAGAGAUUGCCAAUUCUAUACGUGCAAUUUGCGCUAAGAUGGAGAGUGGUACGAAUGAGAAGCUUCGUGCUCUUCUAGGUCUGUAUGCCUUGCAAUGCAUGGCUCUUCUUUCAGCCAGUUCAAGCUAUAAAUCUUCUACUUGUCACUCAUUGGUUAUACAACUAUCACACAUUAUUUCAUUUUGUGGAUUAUCCUAUCCGUAUCUCCUGACCAGUUAUAAUGUCGACAUAGUGGCUAGCUUCGUAUUUGGAGAGGAUAAAGGUGACUAUACGGGUUGUUUAUCACAUGUCAAACAUGGUGCUGCUCUUUCAGUAAUUUGGGGGUAUGUCUCAAAAGAAGUUUCUGAAGCUACUAAAGAGGAUUUAGAUGUCAUCAAGAAUGAACUUUGCAGUGCUCAGACCAAAAGGUGGGAGGCAUUAGGAACAUUAAAGCAUGCACUUUCCUUUGUAAAUCUGCCAUGGGAGUUGAAGAGACAUACCAUCAACUUCUUGCUUUGUGUCAUUGAUGGACAUGUACCUGACAAGCAUGAUGACGAACUUUAUGAGUGGUCAACUUAUAUGCCUAAUGUUUUCUCAGCCCUGCAGGCUAUCGUAAUGGUUAUCAUGUGUGCCCCAGACACAGAUUAUAGGAAGAAAGCCUUUGAUUUGUUAAAAAGGGUACUUGAUGAUAUUCACAUUUCUCAAAGGUUUGACAUUUUGCAAGCGUUGAUUAGAGUCACUAACUCUUCCUCCAUGAUUGCCAUUCUCAUUGACCUAGUCAGGAAGGAAAUGCACAUGGAAGUCUGCCAUACCACACCAACAGAAAAAACUGAAGGCAAAGCACGUCCAAAUACAUCAUUUUGGACUCCUAGUGUCCUUGAGUUGGUGGAGUUGGUUCUGAGACCACCACAGGGAGGACCUCCUUCCCUCCCUGAGCAGGGUGAUGCGGUUUUGUCAGCCCUCAACCUAUACAGAUUUGUAUUGAUGACUGAAUCUACAGGGAACACAAACCACACUGGAGUUGUGUCCAGGAGCAGUCUGCAGAAAGCCUACAGCCAGUGGCUGCUUCCCUUACGCACCUUAGUGGCAGGCAUAAUGUCGGAGAAUACAAACGACUAUGAUCAGCUUGCAGUUGACACUGUAUGCACCCUGAAUCCACUUGAGUUGGUUUUGUACCGCUGUAUUGAGCUUGUGGAAGAAAAGCUAAAGCAAUCCUCAUAGAGUUGUAAUAUUUGAUGUCCAUUUUGAAAGAUUUGCUGAACUUGUAAUUUUCCUGGCAGAUGCACUACAGCCAUGACAUUUAUUUGAAUUCUGCUUCGUUGUU
This is a messenger RNA of Prosopis cineraria, 2333 nucleotides long. Its product is annotated as aberrant root formation protein 4. Bases 425 to 2230 code for a protein of 601 amino acids. Gene Ontology annotation, cellular component: cytoplasm. The transcript has 14 exons. The record is from RefSeq and is a predicted model, not a curated record. Gene Ontology annotation, molecular function: ubiquitin-protein transferase inhibitor activity. Lineage: Eukaryota; Viridiplantae; Streptophyta; Magnoliopsida; Fabales; Fabaceae.